This is a messenger RNA of Elgaria multicarinata webbii, 5301 nucleotides long. It is a transcript of the gene SRGAP3, whose product is annotated as SLIT-ROBO Rho GTPase activating protein 3. The coding region runs from base 282 to 3587 and encodes 1101 amino acids. The transcript has 22 exons. The record is from RefSeq and is a predicted model, not a curated record. Lineage: Eukaryota; Metazoa; Chordata; Lepidosauria; Squamata; Anguidae. Gene Ontology annotation, biological process: negative regulation of cell migration; signal transduction. Gene Ontology annotation, cellular component: cytoplasm. Gene Ontology annotation, molecular function: protein binding.
CAACACCCAGGUUCUCCUUUUCUGCAGCUGCCGGUCGGGAAGGCAAAUGCCGGGGCGUCUUCUGGCCAAAGGAAAAGCUCUUCGGUCUCCUCGGCUGCGAAGUGAAACGGAUACACGCUGCAAAAACUGUCUCCCUGUGGUCGAAUAGAGCAGACUGAGCCGGGGAAGGGAGGGAGACCACUUUCGGCUGCUGCUGCUGCUGCUUUUCUCUUAUUUUUCUUCCGUUCUUAAAGAGAAAACAAAAAUAAAGAUCGUUGGGAUCUUGGUCGAUCUUUCCAAAGAUGUCAUCUCAAACAAAGUUCAAGAAAGACAAAGAGAUCAUAGCAGAAUAUGAAACUCAAGUAAAAGAAAUUCGUACCCAAUUGGUGGAACAGUUCAAAUGUCUAGAACAACAGUCUGAAUCCCGGUUGCAACUCCUGCAAGAUCUCCAAGAGUUCUUCCGUAGAAAGGCUGAGAUUGAACUGGAAUAUUCCAGGAACCUGGAAAAACUAGCAGAAAGAUUUUCUUCCAAGAUUCGCAGCUCCAGGGAACACCAUCAAUUCAAGAAGGAUCAGCACCUUCUUUCUCCUGUGAACUGCUGGUAUCUUGUAUUGACUCAGACGCGGAGAGAGAGCAGAGACCAUGCUACUCUGAAUGACAUCUUCAUGAACAAUGUCAUUGUCAGACUUACCCAGAUCAGUGAGGAUGUCAUCCGGCUAUUUAAAAAGAGUAAGGAAAUUGGUCUUCAGAUGCACGAAGAGCUCCUGAAAGUUACCAAUGAACUCUACACUGUGAUGAAAACAUACCACAUGUAUCAUGCUGAAAGCAUCAGUGCUGAAAGCAAACUGAAGGAGGCUGAAAAGCAAGAGGAGAAGCAGUUCAACAAAGGAGGUGACAUCAGUGUCAACCUGUUGCGGCAUGAAGAUAGGCCUCAGCGCCGCAGCUCUGUCAAGAAAAUUGAGAAGAUGAAGGAAAAGAGGCAAGCAAAAUACUCCGAAAAUAAGCUGAAAUGCACUAAAGCUAGGAACGACUAUCUGCUAAACCUCGCAGCCACAAAUGCAGCAGUCAGUAAAUACUAUAUCCAUGAUGUCUCAGACCUGAUUGACUGCUGUGACCUGGGAUUCCAUGCCAGCCUGGCGCGAACAUUCAGAACCUACCUUUCUGCUGAAUAUAAUCUAGAAACUUCACGCCAUGAAGGACUUGACAUCAUUGAGAAUGCUGUAGACAACCUGGAUGCACGAAGUGACAAACACACAGUCAUGGAUAUGUGCAACCAGGUCUUUUGUCCUCCUCUGAAGUUUGAAUACCAGCCUCACAUGGGAGAUGAAGUAUGUCAAGUGAGUGCCCAGCAGCCAGUUCAGACAGAGUUGCUCAUGCGAUAUCACCAGCUGCAGUCUAGACUUGCCACACUCAAGAUAGAGAAUGAAGAGGUGCGAAAAACAUUGGAUGCCACUAUGCAGACGUUGCAAGACAUGCUGACUGUGGAAGAUUUUGAUGUCUCGGAUGCCUUCCAGCACAGUCGCUCCACUGAGUCAGUCAAAUCAGCUGCUUCGGAGACUUACAUGAGUAAAAUCAACAUUGCCAAGAGGAGAGCCAACCAACAAGAAACUGAAAUGUUCUAUUUUACUAAAUUUAAAGAGUAUUUGAAUGGCAGUAAUCUUAUUACCAAGCUGCAGGCUAAACAUGACUUAUUGAAGCAGACUCUAGGAGAAGGUGAAAGAGCUGAAUGUGGGACAACCAGGCCCCCAUGUCUUCCCCCUAAACCACAGAAAAUGAGGAGACCUAGGCCUCUCUCAGUCUAUAAUCAUAAACUCUUUAACGGCAAUAUGGAAACGUUCAUUAAGGAUUCAGGACAGGCUAUUCCACUUGUGGUUGAAAGUUGCAUUCGAUACAUCAAUUUAUACGGUCUACAACAGCAGGGUAUUUUUAGAGUUCCUGGAUCUCAGGUUGAAGUCAAUGAUAUCAAGAAUUCUUUUGAGAGAGGUGAAGAUCCCCUUUCUGAUGAUCAAAAUGAGCGUGACAUUAAUUCCGUGGCUGGGGUCUUAAAGCUGUAUUUCCGGGGGUUGGAAAAUCCACUCUUUCCUAAGGAAAGGUUUCAAGAUUUGAUCUCUACUAUAAAAAUUGAAAACCUUGCAGAAAGAGUGCACCAGAUCCAGCAAAUCAUUAUUACCUUACCACGGGCCGUCAUCAUUGUCAUGAGAUAUCUCUUUGCUUUCCUCAAUCACUUGUCACAAUAUAGUGAUGAGAAUAUGAUGGAUCCCUACAACCUGGCCAUCUGCUUUGGACCAACUUUGAUGCAUAUUCCAGAUGGGCAGGAUCCAGUCUCCUGCCAGGCUCACGUCAAUGAGGUCAUCAAAACCAUCAUAAUCAAUCAUGAGGCCAUCUUCCCCAGCCUCAGGGAGCUGGAAGGACCUGUUUAUGAAAAAUGCAUGACUGGCGGGGAAGAAUACUGUGAUAGCCCACACAGUGAACCAGGCACCAUUGAUGAAGCGGACCAUGACAACGGCACGGAGCCGCACACCAGCGAUGAUGAGGUCGAGCAGAUUGAAGCCAUUGCAAAGUUUGACUACAUUGGGCGGUCCCCCCGUGAGUUGUCCUUCAAGAAAGGAGCCUCCCUUCUCUUGUACCACCGAGCAUCUGAAGACUGGUGGGAAGGUCGCCACAAUGGCGUGGAUGGCCUCAUACCGCAUCAGUACAUAGUGGUACAAGACAUGGAUGAUGCAUUCUCUGACAGCCUGAGUCAGAAGGCAGACAGCGAAGCAAGCAGUGGACCCCUGUUGGAUGAUAAAGCUUCAUCAAAGAAUGACAUCCAGUCUCCAACGGAUCAUAUUCCUGACUAUGGAUUUGGAGGAGUAAUGGGACGGGUGAGGUUGAGAUCUGAUGGAGCAGCCAUCCCUCGCCGUCGAAGUGGAGGAGAUACACACAGCCCUCCCAGAGGGAUCGGUCCUGGAAUAGACACCCCUCCGCGAGCAGCAGCCUGUCCCAGCAGUCCCCACAUAUUACCAUUGAACAGGGGCAGGAUCGAGAGCCCAGAGAAGCGCAGGAUGGCAACUUUUGGUAGUGCCGGCAGUAUCAACUAUCCAGAUAGGAAGGCGUUGACUGACGGCCAUCCAUUGAGGCCCACCUGUAGCUCAACUCGGCAUAGUAGUCUUGGGGAUCAGAAAUCACUAGAAGCUGAAGCACUAGCAGAGGACAUUGAAAAGACGAUGAGCACAGCAUUAAAUGAGCUGCGUGAGCUGGAAAGGCAAAAUACUGUGAAACAAGCCCCUGAUGUUGUCCUGGACACCCUUGAACCCAUGAAGAACCCUCAGAUAGGUUCUGUCAACUCUGAACCUGCCAGUCCCCUUCACACCAUCAUGAUCCGAGAUCCUGAUGCUGCCAUGCGGCGUAGCAGCAGCUCAACCACUGAAAUGAUGACUACUUUUAAGCCUGCCCUCUCUGCCCGGCUUGCUGGAGCUCAGCUUAGGCCCCCACCCAUGAGACCCAUCAGGCCAGUUGUCCAACAUCGGUCAAGUAGCAGUAGCAGCUCGGGAAUGGGUAGUCCUGCUGUGACACCCACGGAGAAGAUCUUCCCUAACAGCGCCUCAGAUAAAUCUGGCACAAUGUAGCUAUUACCGUCAUGAAGGGAGUCUUUGUUGGAGGAAAUGGGUACCCAUCCUGAUUUUCAUUUCUCUUUAGGUUGAAGCUAUGAUUGUACAAAUGAUGUCAUUAACUAAAGAACAAGACAGGGAAAAAGGACUCUUGUAGAAACAAUGGCACUGGGGACUGUAGAUGUGGCUUAAGGAUUUCAUGAUAUUUACAUACCAUUCUUAUCAAGAUUGCUGGAAAUAUUUGGUACAGCCAAAUGAGAUGGCCAUUUCAUGUAUUACCACUGGAACAUUCAAGUCUGUGUAGAAGUAUAUAUAUGAAACUGUACAUAGCCUAGUAACAUUUUAGUAGAUUUACCUCAGAAACCCACCCCUAGACUUCUGCUAGAGAGUGUUUUUGUGUGUGUGCGCGUGCGUGAAUUACACAGCAACUGUGCAUUAAGCAAUAGACGAUUGGUUAAUUCUUGAAUUGAAUUUUCACACUAGUUUGGCUUGGCUUUAAAGUUGCAAACAGAAGAAAACGCCGUUGGUUUGGUUCAACAGUUGUCCUGCAAAUACUGGAGUUCAUCUGAUGAUCAUGUCUAUCUUGCUGGAUGGAUAGAUUUUUGUCUUCACAUUCAUCUCUUAAAGACUGCUUCAUUGAAACAUGGAAGCUUGUGGUUAUUUCCUGGUUGGAAGAGUAUACCACUUGUGGACACAAAGAAUUAAAAGUAGUACACCUUCCCUUUGUGUGAAGGGGAAACCUAGGAUUUUCUGUACGUACUUCAUGUCGUAGCACAGUGUUAUGUGUGUACAAAAGAAACUCAACUCCUGCUGUUUUCAAAACAGAAGAGGACUCUGAAGUAAUCUGUGGUUGAUAACAAUAAAUAAAUAGGCUAACUUAUAUAGUGUUUUAAAUAUUUUAUCCCCCAUCCCUUCUUUUUGCUAAUGAUUCCUAUGGGGAAACUAUGGAUUAAAACAGGCAAGGAAGCUUUGGGUAAAAAUCACAUUCCCUUUAAAAUGACUCAGCAGUACACAAGAGUCUUGACUCAGACUGUGUCCCCUUGCAUGAAUAGCAUGAGCCAUAUUUGACCUUGUCAGACAUAUAACUGAUCUGAUGGGGUGACAAUUUGCACUUUCUGUACUGUACUAUAUAACAAUAUACAGCAGUUUUGGGUUUAUGAUAUUUCUUUCUCUCUUAAAACUUAACCUAGGAAAAAAAUAUGCAGAGAGAGCUAGGGUUUGCAUGAUAGCUAAGCCUUUUCUCUAUUCACUGAACUCAAGACUCUUCUUGCUGCUAUUUUUUGUUUUAAUUUUUGUCGGUAUUUGUAGACAUGCCUUCAUAACAUCAGCCCUUGGACGGUAGUAGCCUUUUUACUUUAAAUACCACUGCACAUUAAUUUUUUUUACAUGGAAUGCCUCUUGACAAAUCUUAUUCAAACUGCACACUUGCUUAAAUCUGCACUUUUUCUCUCUUUCUUGAUCUCUCCCGAAUUAAUUUUGCAGUGGCCAACACUUAGAGAAGCCAAACAUUUUCUCCUUCAUCAUCAGAGCUUGGCUAUAACGACGUCUGUUGCCUUUCAGCACCCCAUGGUGUAUUUAAAAUGAUCUUGGGGUUGGCUUUCUGUGGUCUAACUCCGCCAAAAUUCAGAGCAUCUUGGAAAGAGCUGCUGAGCCAUUCUGCAAUUUACCAUUUUUAUCCUGCUUUAUUUGACAAAUACUGCCCUCACUCCACCUGUGUGCAUAAACCAUUUUU